AUGGCAAAGACCGAGUCGCCGGCACGCAGCCCGGCUAUGGGAGGAGUUGCCGAGUCAUCGUCGGCGCCUCUUCCGAAGCGCAGCGCGCCGCCGACAGAUACGACGGAAUCGGCUCCGCGCAUGAAGCGUGGGAAAUACACAUCGCUGGCCUGCAACGAGUGCAAGAGGCGAAAGCUCAAGUGCCUUCCGACGCAUGAUGGAGACAGCUGCGAGCGGUGCAUUGCCCGCAAGCUCAUGUGUAUUUUUGCCGUCAACUCGCCCAAGGGCGAUAAGAAACGAGAUGAAGGAAACCAGAUUCAGAUCCUCGGCGAUGAACUGGCGCAGGUCCGCCAUGAGCUCGCCAAUUUGUCCCAGGCCGUCUUUGAGCUCCGUCAGCACCGCUCGCCGCACGGUGGCGUCCAGGGCCUAACCUCUGCGUCACCGUCGAGCGUCCCCAACAGAGAUGCGGUCCCCAAGCACCCGCAAUUCAUUGGCCCAACCCGCCCCGCGUACGGCCUCAUGAUUGCCGAGCGCUCGCUCACGCGCAUGGGCAUACCGGACUCGCCCUCGUCGCCGUCAGGCAGCGGCGCGGCCUCCCCGGAGCCUCCGCAAGCCACCGCAGCGGACCUGUCGACCGCCUCCUCCGCCGCCGUCGCCGCCGCCGUAGCCACCGACGUCGAGUUCUGGGCGCAGUGCUCGCCCGCCGAGGCGGCGCGCCUCAUGGGUGUCUUUGAGGAGGAGGCCGAGUCAGUGUACCCGUACAUUGAAAUUCUCGAGCUGGCCGCCCGCUCGGAGCAGAUCCUGCGCAUCAUCCGCCAGCCGGAGUUGCUCGAGGACGAGGCCCUGGCCGGUGCGAGCACCGGACGCGCGCUCACGGCGACGGAUAUCGACCUCGCAAAGAUUGCGGUGGCGAUUGGAAUUGCCAUUGAGGCGCGCGGAAAGAAUGACUUGUGCGCCGCUAUUGCGGCGUCUGUGGAGCAGAACACGGCGCGCAUCUCGCAGAAAGAAGUGUCGCUCCGAGGCAUCCAACUCCUCAUCUCUCUAAGCAUCUACUACUUUCACAGCGAUGACGAGCUGCUGGCCUGGCGGACGAUUGGCGUCGCUGCUCGCGAGGCUCUGGAAAUGGGCCUCCACCGCAAAAGAAGCUUGUACGACAACUUUGCGGAUCCAGCAUCACGGCAAAGAGCGCUACGAGUAUUCUGCUGCUGCUAUAUCCUGGAUCGUAGAUGGAGCUUCGGCACCAGCCUCUCGUUUGCUCUGGUAGACAGUGAUAUCGACCCUACACUACUCGAACUCGAACUCGACUCGCCAUAUCUCAAGUGCAUGGUAGGCUACGCUCAGCUGUGCUCCAAGCUAUGGGCAGCCAUUCCUCCGUUUGGCGCGCCUAGCCAGUCCAUCCCUCACGAGCUCGCCUACGCGCUCGACGCGGCAGCGCUCGACUGGCUCGACUCGAUCCCGCCGCACCUGCAGAUGCGGCACUACCCGCGCGGCAGUGGCAGCUCCGGCGGCAACUCCGGACCAUACCCAACAUCACUCCGCACGCAGCAGCACCCCCAGCAGCAGCCGCGCGUGCUGCACCGCCUGCGCGCGCUGCUCUACCUCCGCGGCAACCUCACCCGCAUCUCCAUCUACCAGCACCACCUCAUCAGCCCGGCCUCCGUGGCCGCUGACCCGGACCGCGCGCGCGUCGCCGUCGACCUUGCCCGCGACACGGUGCAGGUACUCGUGCACCUCAACGCCACGUCGGACAUUUACUCGCGCCAGCAAAACGCCUUCAACUACUUCUUGGCGAGCGCCUUUGCCGUCAUCUCGCUCGCGCUGUGCCACGCACCGCACAUUUUUGCCGCACCCUGCACGCAGAGCUUCAUGGACGCGGCCGGCCUCGUAAAGGGCUUUAGCCGCCACAGCAUGGCGAGCAAGCGUCUGUGGAAGAGCAUUCGCGGGCUGUCGCCGCGGCUCAAGAGCCUGGGCGUGGGCGGCGGUAAUAGCGGCGGCAAGGAGCAACAGCAGCAGCAACAACAGCAGCAGCAUCAGCAGCAACAGCAACAGCAACAGCAACAGCAACAGCAACAGCAGCAAAUGGGGCCGGGUGGAGCUAUAGGUAGAGGAGCCAUGGUCGGUGUUGAACCCGGAUCGGCUCGUUGGCGUGGCUAUGGCCAAAUGUACGCCGGCGACGGGCGGCAAGCGCCCGGCGGUGGCCAGUCGGCACCAGCGUCCGAUAGUCUGUGGAACUAUAGCCUGAAGCAGCCCGUCGCGAGCGCGGGGCAGUCAGUCUCUAGCAACAAGAACACCACCACUAACAGUAACAACAACAACAACAACAACAACAACAACAACAACAACACGGAGCCGCUGCCGGGCAUGAAUCCAGAUAUUCUCAGCUUGUUUGACUCGUUGGGAGACGAGGCCAUGUUUAGCAGCGGCAGCUUCGACCCCAGUGUAUACGGAGGCAUGGAGGAUGGCGAGGGUGGCGACAUUUCCCGGCUUUUUCUUCAAGGACUCAUGUAG
This is a messenger RNA of Beauveria bassiana ARSEF 2860, 2487 nucleotides long. RefSeq names its product fungal specific transcription factor. Gene Ontology annotation, biological process: DNA-templated transcription; positive regulation of transcription from RNA polymerase II promoter by galactose. The coding region runs from base 1 to 2487 and encodes 828 amino acids. Gene Ontology annotation, molecular function: DNA-binding transcription factor activity, RNA polymerase II-specific; RNA polymerase II cis-regulatory region sequence-specific DNA binding; zinc ion binding. NCBI's taxonomy places the organism in Eukaryota, Fungi, Ascomycota, Sordariomycetes, Hypocreales, Cordycipitaceae. The transcript has 5 exons. The record is from RefSeq and is a predicted model, not a curated record. Gene Ontology annotation, cellular component: nucleus.